CUAAUUAUUGUUUCUGCUUAUUAAAUCUUUGAAUGAGCCUUCAUAAGUUGUUCCAACAGUUCCCAUACAUAAGAUAAUGUUAGUAUAAAUGAAUGAAACUAUAUCUGAAAAUCUAUAGGCUAGAAAAAAAAAACAAGGCACUGAGAUGAGACAGAGAGAAGUUAGUAGAUUCGGAAGGCUGACAUUAAGCCUUAGUAUCUGCUUCGAUCUCCAUAAGUCUCCCAAAUGGAGAAGAAAACAGAUGAGGAAGAGACGAGAGGCUAAAGAUGAAGGCGAAGAACAAGAAGAAGUCAAGAAGAGAGUAGAGGUGAUGAAAGCAGCCGCACAGGCUUGGCUCAGCCGCUCCCAAAACUCUGAAAGCACCGUUCUGGAGUUCGAAGCGCGAAGAAAGCAAGCUUUUGUGAGAGGUAAACCUUCACGUUUCAAAAUGGAGGCAUUGUUGUCUACAACAAAGAAGCAUCGUCAUCACUCUUUUUUGGACUGGGAAUACGGACAGUCCUUGUGGGAUCCAUACGAGAUUCUUUCCGUCUUUAAGAAACUGGAACGCGCACUCACGUUAGAAGAACAUACUUUCUCUGCGGACUAUGCCAUCAAGAAGAAGAAUAUGGACUGCAGAAAGAGCCUUAAGAGUUUGUUUACCAGUUCGUCUUCGAGGAGAUUUUAAACAAAUUCAUAAGUGAGUAUACAAAUACAAUACGAGCGUCUUCAUUUGCUCGUUUGUUUGCCAACAGUUGCAGGUGAGAUUACUUUUAAAUCUUUAAUUGAACAUUAAUAUACAUUCGUACGUUCAAAAUGCAAAAAAUGUUAUCAGCUGAGAAAGGGAAACCAUCAUCAAGCCAUAAAAUCAAUUUUAAAACACUGGUUAACAGGUUAAGCAUCAUUCCUUUAACUAAUCUGCCAGGAUGACAUAAAACACAUCGAAAUCAGAAGAAAGCAUGAAGUCUUAAUACUUAUUUAUUUCUGAUAAUAAACAUCAUCCAUCCAACACAGAGCA
Messenger RNA from Brassica rapa (field mustard), 994 nucleotides. RefSeq lists its product as uncharacterized. Lineage: Eukaryota; Viridiplantae; Streptophyta; Magnoliopsida; Brassicales; Brassicaceae. The record is from RefSeq and is a predicted model, not a curated record.